AUGGCAUCUUUCGGUUGUAUGUGGCACACAACGGCGGAAGAAGGAGUCGGCGACGAGCUCUUGCAGGAGCUCCUUGGCCGAUGGGAGACGCUGGACACUGCCAGUGUAUUCGCGCAAGACCAGCUGGCGGCAUUGUGGCGCGUAUCGUUUCCAACUGCGCCCGUGGAAUCCCCAAUGACUCCUCACCCGAGGUGGCUCGAGAUUGGGUUUUCAUCCCCGGAUCCGUGGCAAGACAUUCACACAUCGAUGCACCUGCACUGCCUCCUCUACGUGGCAGAACAUCAGAACAAGCUGUACAUGCGUUUGCUUCGGCGAAACAUCUUUCCUGUCGUGCAGACGUUGCUCCUUCUCCUCGACACCCUCGUGGCCCAUGUCGACGGCAAGGGACCGUGUCCGUGCUGCUCACGCCCCACUCAAGGGGAUCUCUUCUACGGGCUCGAAACACUUUAUGAAGAGCGCCGUGGCUCCGAGCUCGAACUUGUGUUCACAAGAAUGGUCAUUGAAUUUGACAAAUCGUCGUCUCGUCUGCCUGGUCGAUUCGCCGAAACACGUCAACUCAUCGAGCGCCUCAUGCGACAGCGACCCACGUGCCAAGACAUCCUUACCCUUCCUGUCGUACCAACAUGGUGCGAUAUCCUUCUCUGUCGAACGUAG
Molecule: messenger RNA, 654 nt
Organism: Aphanomyces invadans
Lineage: Eukaryota; Oomycota; Saprolegniomycetes; Saprolegniales; Verrucalvaceae
Exons: 1
Coding region: 1-654 (217 amino acids)
Source: RefSeq, a predicted model, not a curated record